Molecule: messenger RNA, 1134 nt
Organism: Letharia lupina
Lineage: Eukaryota; Fungi; Ascomycota; Lecanoromycetes; Lecanorales; Parmeliaceae
Exons: 2
Coding region: 1-1134 (377 amino acids)
Biological process (GO): protein phosphorylation; intracellular signal transduction
Cellular component (GO): nucleus; cytoplasm
Molecular function (GO): protein tyrosine kinase activity; protein serine/threonine kinase activity; ATP binding
Source: RefSeq, a predicted model, not a curated record
AUGUUAAAGGGAGGAAGCCAUAAAGCAUCAGUAGAGUAUAGAUUGGGUAGCAAGUGGGUCAAGUUGGACUACGACGAAGAGCACCUUGUAUACGAACACUCGACAAGGAUCCGGGCGGGCAUGUGUGAGUAUGAGCUGGAGCAUACGGUGGCGGAGAAGUACAGGAAGUCAUACUUUGAGAAAAGGGACAGGUUCCUUGAAGCACAACUACCAGGGAACAAUCAGUUCAAGAUAGGACCACUGCAGAGGAUGCCUGGCGACAACUACGUUCUGAGGGGACGGUACCUUGAACUCGAAACGCGAGGAUCAGGCGCAUUUGGGUGGAUCACCCAGGGACUCGAUACUAAGACAGGCGAUUUAGUGGCUAUAAAAGAGCUGCGAAUCGAAGCAAGAAAUAAGUCUGAGGUUUUGGCAGAGAAUGAGCCUGGCUUACUUCCGACCUUGAGCGCGAUGUGUGAGCACGGCCGUCCUGAAAUCUGCUGUGCCUUAGAGAGGCUCUUCCUUUUCAUGCCCAGCGCAAUCUCGGAUUUCACGGGAGGAUUCUGGGGCAACACGAGCAUUCCACGACCGGCGAAGUUACACUUUCUCAAAGAACCACUCGAAGGCCUCAAGACUUUACAUGCCAUGGGAAUUAUGCAUCGCGACAUCAGGCCGAAAAACAUGCUCAUUAUGUCUAAUGACCCUCCUCGCGCUGCGCUCUGCGAUUACGGCAAAGCCGUCGAAGCAAAGACGUCCAAAGUCACGACAAUUGGCCCAAUCUACACUUUAGCGCCUGAAGUCUGGACGGUAGCCAGGGAUGGUCCCUACACGGCAAAGAUUGACACGUGGGCUUACGGGUAUGCAAUCGCCGAAGUCCUAGGUUACAAGGCCCGAGAGUUUUCGAAGAUCACGCAGGAUCAGCUCGCAUCGAUUCUCAGGACUCUACGUGCUUCCUACGUUAGGGGAACUGACGGUGAGCCUCUUGUCGACCUGGUCUCGAAGUUGCUCAUAUGGAGGCCUCAGGAUCGGUGGUCGGCCGAACAGGCUCUGGAGCAUAACUGCUGGCUUCCAAUAGCGCUAGAGCAGGACCGAAGACAUGACGAUCCUGCAGAAGCUGCAAGGUCCAAGAGAGCUCUGCUGGAAGAUCGGGUUUAA